AUGCUGUCUCCGACGGAGUUUGGAGACAAAAAAGUCCCAGACAGCAUUAUAUCAUGUGUUCUUACCCUUCAUAAAGAGAUUUUCCAGAAAGUAAAACUUCAUGAUCCAGUCCUUCGCGCGUACGCUUUGCAUUAUUUCAAAGUUACGUACAAGGAAAAUCAAAAUGAUGAUUACGUUUUAAUAUUUAGAGCUAUAGCUGCUCUCCACCUCGCUUCAAAAGUCUGCGAAGACGGUAAAAUGCUUGAAUUAUUCGUUAAAGCACUCGAUGAGUGCCGCGGCAAGGACAAUCUCAUUGAGGCUUUCGCUUUAUUGGGAGAAGUUCAUAGAAUCAGCAAAGAUUUUGUUAAAGUCGUCACAGAAUCAUGCCGCUUAGCAGAAAUAGACUUAAUUCAAGAUUUACAGUUUAAUUUUAAAGUUGUAUUGCCUUACGACUACAUGCGCGAAUACAUUCAUCAUGUUGUUCAUUGGCACAUGCCAAGCUAUUAUCCAAAUUAUCAUAAUAUUACUCACGUUACUAUUCAAAACUGCUAUAAAUUUUUGAACGAUUUACAACUAUCACCCAUCUUCUACAAUUUUACGCCACCAACGGUCGCUCUAGCCGCUGUAUCUUUAUCAUUUUAUAUGGAGAAGCUGGACGUUCCAGAUUUUAAUGGAAAGCCAUGGGCUUCGAUAGUUGAACCAACUGUUGAUAUCGAACAGCUCAACAAUUGCAUCGAUCAAAUCAAAUUGUACUUCAAAAGCAAAAAUUGCGAUAUUGAGAACCUCUUUCAUGCAGUUGAUCGCCAGGAUGCACUGUCAGACUGGUACAUAAGCCCUAUAGAAGAUCACAGAAGCAAGGAACCUUCUGUUCCUCCUCCAGACGAUUAUAUGAUGCAGGCGUUCAACUGCUCGGAAGAUGCAUUCUCAAAGAUAUGGUCAGAUCACGUACCAGAUAUACCGCCUCCUACAGUCGAUGAGUACCAAGAAGCCAUUGAUAUCGCUAUUGAAGAGGAAUCUAACGGAAACUUACUGAUUUCUGGUCCUAAGAUACCAGAUGGUCAAUUACAGCCUCCUCGCAGACAAUAUACUCCAUCAAAACCAAGAGUUUCCACUCGUCCAAGAUUCGAAAAUGUGAAGAACUAUCCAAGCCAAAGGAGACCGAAUUACCAACCUGGAGGCAGGCGCGAUGAAAUACGCGAAAGGAGAUCUCCAUCAAUCGACAGAAGAUUACCAGAAUCAGACAGAUACGAAAGAAGGUCAGUAGAUCCAAGAAAUGACUACUACCCAGAGAGGAGAUCAGAAUACGACCGAAGAAUGAGCGAUUACGUCAUUGACAAGAGACAAGAUGAUUACUUACCAGACAGAAGAGCACCGGAAAGCUACGAGCGUAGAAGCGAACCACCAUAUGAUCGUAGAUCUCCUGCUUAUGGCCACUCACGAGAAGAUGACAGAAAGCGCGAUCAUUAUGACUACGAAAAGCGGCCAGAUCCAAGAGAUUUCGAGCGAAGAUCAGAAUCCAGACCGUAUGAUUACGAAAAGAGACCAGAUCCGCGUGAUCUCGACAGAAGAUCAGAUCCAAGAGAUUUCGACAGGAGAUCGGACUUAAGGCCACUCGAUCAUGAAAGAAGACCAGAUCCAAGAGACUACGACAGAAGAGAUUUCGAGAGAAGGCUUGACGACAGGAAAUCUGACGAUAGAAGGCCAGAUGACAGAAGAUCCGAUCCAAGAGACUUUGACAGGAAAUCUGAUGACAGAAGAGGUGACGACAGAAGACCAGACCCAAGAGACUACGACAAGAGAUCUGACGAAAGAAGAUCCGAUCCAAGAGACUUUGACAGAAGACCAGAAGAAAGAAGAUCCGAUCCAAGAGACUUUGACAGAAGACCAGAAGAAAGAAGAUCCGAUCCAAGAGACUUUGACAGAAGACCAGAAGAAAGAAGAUCCGAUCCAAGAGACUACGACAAGAGAUCUGAUGAUAGAAGAAGUGACGACAGAAGGCCAGAUGAAAGAAGAUCCGAUCCAAGAGACUACGACAAGAGAUCUGAUGAUAGAAGAAGUGACGACAGAAGGCCAGAUGAAAGAAGAUCUGAGCCAAGAGACUACGACAGAAGGCCAGAACCAAGAGGUGACGACAGAAGACCAGAUGAAAGAAGAGAUAUCGACAGAAGAUCUGAGCCAAGAGACUACGACAGAAGGCCAGAGCCAAGAGAUUAUGACAGAAGACCAGAUGAAAGAAGGCUUGACGAAAGAAGACCAGAUCCAAGAGAUUUCGAUCGAAGAUCUGACGAAAGAAGACCUGAGACACGCGAUUACAAUAGAAGGCCAGACCCAAGAGAUCUCGACAGAAGAGGUGAUGACAGAAGAAUCGAGCCAAAGUCAAGAGAUUACGACAGAAAACCUCCUGACUACGACAGAAUUGAUAGAAGACCUCCUGAUCCACCAAUGAGAAGAUCUGAUUCACGCGAAAUGAGGUCCGAUUACGAAAGAAGAUCAGAACCUCGUCCAAGCGAUUACAGUAGAAGACCAGAACCAAGAGAAAUGGAUAGGAAACCUAUUUCUCAUUCUGAAUCGUUUGAUAGAAGAAAACAAGACAAUUAUGACAGAAAAUCUGAUUAUGAUCGAAAACCAGACAGUAGAAGAGAAAAUUAUAAUCGUUAG
Messenger RNA from Trichomonas vaginalis G3, 2637 nucleotides. RefSeq names its product cyclin domain-containing protein. The transcript has a single exon. The coding region runs from base 1 to 2637 and encodes 878 amino acids. Gene Ontology annotation, molecular function: cyclin-dependent protein serine/threonine kinase activator activity. The record is from RefSeq and is a predicted model, not a curated record. Gene Ontology annotation, cellular component: nucleus; cyclin/CDK positive transcription elongation factor complex. Lineage: Eukaryota; Parabasalia; Trichomonadida; Trichomonadidae. Gene Ontology annotation, biological process: positive regulation of DNA-templated transcription, elongation; regulation of transcription by RNA polymerase II.